UCCCUGACCGCCCUCGCGCGCACUCCGUCGGGCGUCGGCCCUCGCGUUCCAGGGCCCAUGAACCCGUGGCACGGUGGCAGACCGGGUCGUUGUCUCCAUUGCCCGUCCAUGUUAUUCCACACCCGCUCGCUUUAAAGGGACCACCUCGUCACUCCUCGUCCUCCUCCAUGUCCAUGGUCACCGUGGCGAGGGCAACCCGGCCAGCUGAGCGUUAGUCGCAGCUCUUGCCUGCCUAGCAUGCAGCUCUAAACCCAAGUCGUGCUCGUGCAGCAGACGCCAAGUUGUGGCAGGUAGUAGCUAGGAAGGAGGCAAGGCCAGGCCAGGCCAUGGCGCUCGAAGCUGUGGUGUUCCCUAAGGAGCACCUCGUGUGCACGGUCAAGGCGCGCUCGGCGUCGCUGGGAUGCGGCUUCCACACAGAGGAGCUCGAGGACAAGGGCGGCGAGGUUCUGCAAGGGGAGGCUGCCGAUGCGCUGCUGCCGCCGGGUGCCGAUGCCGGUGCGGGCACCAUGUGGGAGUGGGACGCGGUGCUCUGCCCGUGCUCCACUGCACCUGGCGCCGUGGAGGAGUGCUGGGACGUGCAGCACCAGCUCUCCGUGUCCCCGCCGCCGCCGGCCGUGCCCUCCGCCGUCGCAGCGUCGUCGUCCGGGCGCGGCAAGGCCGCCGCCGCGUCGGCGCGGAGACGGCGGCGACGGCCGAAGGCGGUGAAGAACACGGAGGAGAUGGAGAGCCAGCGGCGCAACCACAUUGCCGUGGAGCGCAACCGGCGGCGGCAGAUGAACGAGUACCUCUCCGUGCUCCGCUCCGCCAUGCCGCCCUCCUACGCGCAGCGGGGUGACCAGGCGUCGAUCGUGGCUGGUGCCAUCAACUUCGUCAAGGAGCUGGAGCAGCUGCUGCAGUCGCUGGAGGCGCAGAAGCGGCGCCAGGGCGGGUGCACCGAGCCACCGCCACCGGCGGCGCCGUUCGCCGGGUUCUUCACGUUCCCUCAGUACUCCACCACCGCGACGGGUGUGGUUGGUUCUAGUGACAGUGCUAGCUCCGGCGGCGAGCAGAAUGGCGGCGGCUGCGCGGGAGCGGGAGCGCGGCGGGGCGUGGCCGACAUCGAGGUGGCCUUGGCGGAGAGCCACGCGAACGUGAAGGUGCUCGCGCCGCGGCGGCCGAGGCAGCUGCUGAGGAUGGUGGUGGCGCUGCAGUGCCUCGGCCUCACCGUGCUCCACCUCAACGUGACCACCACCGCCGAUCACCUGGCCUUUUACUCUCUCAGCCUCAAGAUGGAGGAUGAGUGCCGGCUGUCGUCGGUCGACGACAUCGCCGCCGCGGUGAACGAGAUACUCGCCAAGAUCUCCGACGAGUGCGCCGCCAGUCACUUAUUAGCUGCCUAGCUGGAACACUACAUUAUCUUAGCAAGUGUCAUGUAUGAUUGUAACAUCAAUGUGAUCCUAGUACAUGGAUAACACUGGCAACAAGUGGCAAUUCGCGCCACUGUCAGGCAGGCUAGGCGGUACUACCACUCCUCCAUAUGUUUGCGUGCAAGUAAACAUGUACCGAUUGGACCAGCUUACGUAUGUAGUCUUUCGCAGCGCAGAGUACUGUACGUAUUUGUGUGUAUCCAGAAUUCAGAUUCACAUCUCGCAUCAGCGCCAAUUAUUAACACCCCAUCGAUCGAGAUGCCUGCGUGUGCACACGGCUGACCUGUUCAGGUCGUCGUCGAUGAACUGGUGGACCAGCGCUUUUCUCUGACGAGUUCAGCUUCAGAGAAAUCUGUUUUAGCACGCAUUCACCGGAUAAGAAUUAGCAUGGAUUCUCCAGCCCC
This is a messenger RNA of Sorghum bicolor (sorghum), 1810 nucleotides long. Its product is annotated as transcription factor bHLH94-like. The transcript has 3 exons. The record is from RefSeq and is a predicted model, not a curated record. Bases 327 to 1379 code for a protein of 350 amino acids. Lineage: Eukaryota; Viridiplantae; Streptophyta; Magnoliopsida; Poales; Poaceae. Gene Ontology annotation, biological process: regulation of transcription by RNA polymerase II. Gene Ontology annotation, molecular function: DNA-binding transcription factor activity, RNA polymerase II-specific; protein dimerization activity; RNA polymerase II cis-regulatory region sequence-specific DNA binding.